AGGCUACAGAGAUUCCUGGCAAUGCUUCAGGGAACACAACAGUAUUCAUCACAAUACGAGAUCUUAAUGACAACAAACCAAUUUUUCGAACAGAAGGUUUUACAUAUACCGCCAGUAUACCAGAGAACACUCAAGUAAGGACUGCCAUAUUCUUUCAAAUGGGAGCCAUUGAUUAUGAUCGAGAGGUAAGGGAUAUUCGUGCAGAUUUCAUUAAGCAGUAUCGUGCAGCAGAUGGUGAUCAACCUGCAGUUAUCAGAGUGAGAAAAUAAUGUUCAUUCUUUAAUUGAUAUGUAAUAAUCUUCAAUUUGAAAAUUGACCACAAUCUGCUGUCAUGCAACGUCUCUGUAAACCAGUAAAUAAGUAAAAAAGUACAAAAUUUCGUUUAGCUUUUCUCUUGAAACAUCAAAUCAAAGUGUACUUUUUUCGUAUUUUUUCUGCAGGCAAAAAAUGCUAAAUUUCAAUAUUCCAUAUCUGGCGAUCCUGAACAUGUGUUCAGCAUUGAUCCGAACAUUGGAAGAAUCGAGUUGAAUAAAUCAGUUGACUACGAAAUGAAACAACAGUAUACCUUCUUGGUAAGGGUAAUUUUUUAUGUUGACCACUGAUGAUCCGUCGAAAGGAUGAGUCAUAUUUCUGGUCUACGACGGGCUAAUACAAUUGCUAUUUUACAGGUAAUUGCAACUGAAACAGACUCAAUUGAAAAAUAUUCAGCCAAUCAAACAGUAAUUGUGAAUAUUACCAAUAUUAAUGAUAAUGAUCCUAUGUUCAAUGAAAGUCAGUAUAAUUUUACUGUGAAUGAAGGCGAUUCUGUUGGCACUGUUCUGGGACAGAUUACGGUAGGUUAAAGGUUAUGUGGUUUUUGACGUUGUUACUUUUGUUUGUAUUUUGUAUCGUAUCUUGUUGUCGUUGUUGUUGUUGUUGUCGUUGUCGUUGUUGUUCGCUUGUUUACUAAUUAAUUUCUGUCUGAUUUAGGCUCACGACAAUGAUAUUGGAAUAUACGGUAAAAUAACCUACACGCUUUCUGGAAGGGGAGCUGAAAUGUAAGUGGGAUUUUUAAAAGAAAAGGACAAUUCCGAUCACUGAAUCAUGACACUAGUCUUAUGCAAAGAGCCAUUGUUAUGGUAGAGAUCUUACUAAUGAACAAACACUAUUUUGCGCAGGUUUAUAGUUGACAAAAACAACGGGACGAUUUCUGUGGCAAGCAAGUUAGAUUUCGAGUCUGAACCAAGUUAUGCUAUCGACCUUGAAGCCAAAGAUGGCGGCAACAAGAUCACUGAAGUAUCCGUGAUUAUUGUCAUCACCGAUGAUAAUGAUAAUCCACCGAUAUUCGAUCCACCUGGGACAACAUCGGCCUCACUUGAUGAAAAUGAGGAGAAUGGCUUCCUUGUUGUUACUGUUAAGGUUGGGUUUGUUUGUUUGUUUUUUUGGGGUUUUUUUUUGGGGGGGGGGAGAGUACAGGCCUUAGUUUAGGUUUCCUCCAGUACUAACACUGGAUCAAUAAGGGAUGAACUAAUUAUUGGACCUCAGGAAGAAGGGCUUAGAUUUAUCCAGUAUAAAUAAAGUUAGUUUAGUUUAGGUUUCCUCCUGUAGUAACACUGGAUCAAUAAGAGAUGAUCCUUACUGGACCUCUAUGGGAAGAACAGUUAAGAACUGAUAGAACUAUCCAAUAUAAACAAAGUUAGUUUAGUCCUUAACCGUGGUUUAGUUUAGGUUUCCUCCUGUACUAACACUGGAUCAAUAAGAGAUGAUCCUUACUGGACCUCUAUGGGAAGAACAGUUAAGAACUGAUAGAACUAUUCAAUAUAAACAAAGUUAGUUUAGUCCUUAACCGUGGUUUAGUUUAGGUUUCCUCCUGUACUAACACUGGAUCAAUAAGGGAUGAAUUUUACUGGACCUCUAGAAAGAAGGGUUUAGAACUGGUAGAACUGAGUCAAUUUACUCUAGUUUAAUUUCUAGUUCUGUUAUCAACCCUGCAAUUAUUUCUUUUUUCAUCAGGCAAACGAUGCUGACAGUGGUUCAAACGCCGACAUAAGAUACUCCAUCGUUGAUGGGGAUCCACUGGGUAAUUUCACAAUUGAUGACGUCACAGGAAAUAUUACAACCACAGGGCCACUUGAUUUUGAAACUCGGUCUGAAUUUUCGCUGGUUAUAAUGGCCGAGGAUCAGGGAACACCGCCUCUUAAUACAACGAAAAUUGUUGCUAUUACAAUAAUGGUAAGUAUGAAAUUUGUUGGUGAUUAUGAUGGUGGUGGUUUUGAUGAUGAUGGUAAUGAUGAUAGUGGUGGUGGUUUUGAUGAUGAUGGUGAUGAUGAUGGUGGUGAUGGUGAUGAUGAUAGUGGUGGUGGUAAUGAUGAUGUGGUGAUGAUGGUGAUGAUGAUGAUGAUGGUGAACAAUGAUGUGGUGGUGGUGAUGAUGGUGGUUUUGAUAGGGAUGUUUUUGCUGUUAUUUUUGCUCCUGUUGUUGUCCUUGUCGUUGGUAUUGCUUUUGUUUUCUUAUCGAAUAAGGGACAAAAUAAACUCCACUAAUCUUAAUUAUUAUUUCUAUCCCUCAGGAUACGAAUGAUAACGGACCUUAUUUCAAUCAAACAUUGUACACAAUUUCGCUGAUGGAAAAUACGGACAUCGACUACCCUAUUGUACAACUGCAUGCAUUUGACAAGGACAGCGGAGCAAAUGCAGAGCUCGUGUACUCUAUUGUGGAGGGAAACAGCGCGAAGAUGUUCACAGUCAACGUGGAUGGUCUUGUAUUGACACGAAGCUCGCCCGAUAGAGAGUCGACCUCAGUAUACACCUUGAAUGUAAGUUCGUCUUUCUAAUAUUAGUGAGAUUUGCAUUUGACCUACGCUACCGAACAGACAAUGCCAGAAAUGUACACACUUACAAGAGCAUAUUGUGAACUAUCCAUGAAUAUAACACAUGCCUGGAUUUAUAUAUUGGAAUCAAUGGGAUAAAGUGUGGAACUCUUUUGUUUAUUUUAGGUGUCCGCAUCAGAUAGUGGAACACCAAAGAUGUACGCGUAUGCAACGGUAAAUAUUUAAAUUUUAAAUUUUUACAUUUGUUAGAUUUAAUUGUUAUAUCUAUAUGUUUUAUAAUCUUUCUCUGCAUGUAGGUUGUAAUUAACAUUCUCGACGAAAAUGAUGAUUCACCCAAAUUUCAAACAAGUACGUGGUUCUAGUUUUCUAAUUUUCUAAACUAACUUUAUUCAGCUCCAUCAACUCUAAAUUGUUUUCCAGUAAGGCUUAUCCCUUGUUGAUCCAGUGUUACUACGUGUGAAAAUCGGAGUACCUCGAGAAAUCCUGCGGUAUUUCGUAGAGUCAAACUGGAAGCACUCUUCUCACAUGUGACUGAGGUGAAAUUAUAAUCAGACAACUCUAUAUUGCAGGAAUCAAACCUCAGUCACAGAGAUGAAAGAAACAUGCCCUAACCACUCUGAUAUCCAAACACUCAACCAAUACACCGCCCUUGCCAUUGUCCUUAUAUUUAUAAACUAAAUCAAAUUUUCAAUUUCUUUCAGCUGUUGACAAGAAAGCUAUCAAGGAAGGACCAAGUACAGUGAACUCUACCGUAGCCAACAAUACCGCUACAGACAAGGAUUUGGGAUUGAAUGGGACAAUUGAGUACACGAUAGCUGAUGGGAACAAUGAGGUCUGUAAUGGACAUUUGUUAGUCUCAGUAUUACUGUAUUACAGGUUAAGCAAAUGGUGGUCAACGUCAGAAAUGGCGACACUUACUGUUUAGGAACAAGAAAAUUAAAGUGCGACUAACCCCAAAUAUAAUUUUUGAUAUAUGUAAUAUUUGGGUCAUUUUGAGAGGAAAUGUAAUAUACAGUAUCUUUAUAGUAAAAAACUUCAUCUUGAUCAAAUUUUUCAUUGUCAAAGUUUCCGGAUAUGAUGUCAUUAGGUGAAUUUUUGGUACAAAAACAAAGGAAAGUCACCUAAUGACAUCAUAUCCGUAAACUUUGACAAUGAAAAAGUUGAUCAAGAUGGGAUUUUUAUUAUAAAUAUAUAUUACAUAUCUACUUCAAUGACACAAAUAUUAUACACACGAAAAAUCAAUGACAUGACCCAAAUAUUACAAGAUCUCUCAAUAUUACUACAUCUCUCAAUUCUAUUUGUUUGCCUCCAAAUACAAGAUUACUACAUGUAAUGAAAAGAAUGAACAUUAUUUUCUCACUCUGAUAACUGCUGGUUGACCAUCAUCUGCUGCACGAUAGUGCUUUGUGAAACCGAAGUAUAUCUCGUACACAACAGCAAUCCCAAUUUUAAUUCUUCCAUUGUUUAGGGAAAAUUUGCGAUCAACUCUCAAACUGGUAACGUGACUGUCGCCCAUGAGUUAGAUUUCGAAACCGUCAGAAUUUAUUCACUGAAAAUUGUCGCCACGGACCAGGGAACACCCUCCCUUUCUGGGUAAGUUUCUGGAGUUCAUUGCUAAAUGAAGUUUCCUGAUUAAAAUCAUAAAAAUGUUUUCCGGACUAACAUUAGCAAAGCUUAAAUAUUUUUCCAGACAAACAUAACGAAAUAUUUACUUUCACCAAAUUUUACCACCUUUUAUCUCAAACUUUGACCAAAUUUUGUUCUCAAACUUAGACAAACUUUUGACAAGUUUGACCAACUUUAACCAAAUAUUGUCCAUGUUGACCAACUUUUUGAAUUAUUGGGGUGUUACACCCUCCCCCAGUAGCAACGUCCCUGAGAAGAAUGCUUUCAUUCCGCGUAUAUUAACCACCACAAAUUGAAGAAAUCCUCUCUCGCUCUUAUAAGUUAUUCCAUUUUGUUUUUCUCUUCAGAGAAUAUCAACUUGUGGUCGAAGUUCUAGAUAUUAAUGACAAUGAACCAAAAUUCGGACAACCUGAGUACAGUUUCACAGUUUCUGAGGUACGCUAUAUUCAAUCAGUAAAACUCCGUUAAUAUAGAAUCGAAUUGUAUUUGCGAGCGGUUUUCAGGGUGCUGUGUCGAUGUAGUGUAAGAUAAUCUUAAUCUAUACGAGAUUAAGCUUACUGCAAUGGUCUGAAUACCAGCUAUGUGAUUGGAUGGCAUGGAAAAGACACAAAACAAUGAAAAGACAAUGGAACAUUCUGAUCACUGGAUCAUGACUGGAUGGCAUGAAGAACAGUGGGAUUUUCAAAACAAUAAAAAGACGAUGGAACAUUUCGAUCACUAGACAACAGUGGGAUUUUUAAAACAAUGACCAAGUACCACAAUUUCCUAUUACUGGAUCGUGACUGAAUGGCAGCAUUGUUAUGCCAAAUGCUAUGCUAAGAGACCAUCAAACCAAGAAUUAAAGAAAGUGUGAUUUGAAAUCAUUUAUAUUAUAGAAUCGGCCAAGUGAGACUCGUAUUGUUGAUUUGCGUGCUGAUGAUCGGGACAGCGAGGAAAAUAGAUUAAUUACGUAUUCAUUCUCCCGUGGAAAUCUUGGUAAGUAUCGGUGAAAGUUUGAAAAUUUAUAUGAUAAGCUGCUAAGUGAUUUGUGGAAUCAAUUCAUGAUUUCUCUUGAAGGUUCUGCGUUUUCAAUCAACAAUGAAACUGGAGAAAUUACAACAACGCGACCACUGGAUCGAGAGAAUACCUCACAAUAUUUGUUGACAGUCAAGGUAGUUUCUGACUUGUAUAUAUUUAAUGCUAUAUUUCUUGGUUUAACAUAUUGAUUUCUCAUUCAUAGAGAAUCAGUUCAUGUAGUUUAGGUUUGCUCUUGUAGCAACACUGCAUCAAGAAGACAUGAUCCUUACUGCACCUCUAGGGAGAACAGUUUAGUUUAAACCUGGUGGGGCUAUCCAAUAUAAAGCUAAUUUAGUUUUAUUUCGUAUCUUUCCAGGCCAAGGACCACGGCAAUCCAUCACUGGAAGGAACGACUAACAUCACCAUUACAGUUCUGGACGAAAAUGACCAAGUACCACAAUUCCGUAAAUCUUCACACAACAUUUCUGUCGCUGAAAACACUGCUAAAGGAACAUCGGU
Molecule: messenger RNA, 5950 nt
Organism: Paramuricea clavata
Lineage: Eukaryota; Metazoa; Cnidaria; Anthozoa; Malacalcyonacea; Plexauridae
Source: the annotation of a GenBank genome assembly